UCCCGGAAACUGGGGUUCGUAAACCUGGUGUUGUCGGUUGUCUCAAGUGAUAGAGUUAUCUCUCUUUAGCUUUUGUACAGCUCUUUCACAAGGUCAAAGGAAAAAUGUCAGCCGUGGAAAAGAAUGCCGAGUAUGAGGAGCUGAAGAAGAAAAUCUGGUGCCCUCCCUUCGAUGCCAGGUUCCCCAACCAGAACCAGACAAGAAAUUGCUGGCAAAACUAUGUAGAUUACUUCCGCUGCCAGAAGAUCAAGGGUGAGGACUAUGCUCCAUGUGAAUACUUCAAAAAGGUUUACACCCAUUUAUGCCCAGGAUUUUGGGUAGAGCAGUGGGAUGACCAAAGAGAGAAUGGCGUCUUCCCCGGGAAGAUCUAGGCGCUGUUGCACUACUACUUCUACUAAUCAACAGUUGACCUGUGUGCAAGGGCGUGUGUGCUGACAUAUUUUGUGUGAUGGAAGAGAAAAUAGCGACCAGUGGGAAGGAGUCAGGUCAAAAGUCAUUUCACCCCGUUUUUGACAUGACCUUGAAGCACUCUUUCGGCAUGAAAAGACUGCAGAACCAGUAGAAAUGAAAGAGUCUUGCAAUUCUUUCUUAUGGUCUUCAAGUCUGUACGAGUUGUACUAGUUUAUACAAAGGCAUGGGUGAAUUGUGAAGAAAAUUAGUUUGUCAUUAAACUAUUGUGUCAAUUGAUCACA
Molecule: messenger RNA, 692 nt
Organism: Aplysia californica (California sea hare)
Lineage: Eukaryota; Metazoa; Mollusca; Gastropoda; Aplysiida; Aplysiidae
Product: cytochrome c oxidase subunit 12, mitochondrial
Exons: 4
Coding region: 105-371 (88 amino acids)
Cellular component (GO): mitochondrion; respiratory chain complex IV
Source: RefSeq, a predicted model, not a curated record